GUGGCUGGAUAGGCUACAAAAAACUUUAAAUAAAAUGUUAUGGUAAAAGAAGAAUUCAACGAAUUGACAUAAGUGUCAAAAAAUGGCGACGAUACACAUAAAUUGUGGGAAAGGCAAUUUAAACUGUAGCAAUAAAAACAGCAACGUUCAAAGCGUGCCGUUCAAAAUACUAGCGGACGCUUCUGCCAACGUGGAUAAAUAUUUCAACAAGUGUAUCAAAACUACCGAAAAUGGUCACUCUAAAGCCUCGUUCAGAGGAUUACCAUUGUUAGGAAAAAAUGUACGAUUGCCCGAAGGUUACCUGGGUGUAGUUUUGCACGAAAGUUUGAAACCGCACGACGAGAAGAGCGAGAGAAACUUCUAUGUCACCAACGAAUUUUCUAACAUUAAUUUCUGGAAUUGGGAUAAAGAUCCUAGUGAUAACGAUAGCAUAACACAAGCACUGCAGUGGCUGGAUGUGGCCAAUGCGCUACACAGUCCUAUUAUAGAAGAAUAGUAAAUUUGUAUUUCUUGUGAGCAAAAGUGUUACUGAUUAUUGAAGACUAAUAAUGUGCCUUAUACGUUAUAUAAUAAAACUAAACGAAACU
Molecule: messenger RNA, 587 nt
Organism: Phyllotreta striolata
Lineage: Eukaryota; Metazoa; Arthropoda; Insecta; Coleoptera; Chrysomelidae
Source: the annotation of a GenBank genome assembly